This is a messenger RNA of Acyrthosiphon pisum (pea aphid), 510 nucleotides long. Its product is annotated as receptor expression-enhancing protein 5-like. The coding region runs from base 1 to 510 and encodes 169 amino acids. Lineage: Eukaryota; Metazoa; Arthropoda; Insecta; Hemiptera; Aphididae. The record is from RefSeq and is a predicted model, not a curated record. The transcript has a single exon.
AUGGCCAGUGCUACCAAAAUCCAAUUGGUGAUGGACAUCAUUGACGGCGCGUUAUACGACAAAUCCAAUCCGUGGAACGGGGCAUUUGGACGGGUGGAAGUUCUGACCGGCCUGUCCAGGUUGAAGGUGCUGAUGUGCGUCAUCCUGCUGACUUCGGUGCUGAUCGUGUACGGGACCAGCGCGGAAGUGGUCAGCAACGCGAUCGGACUCGUUUACCCUGCGGUGGCGACGAUAUCGCUGACCGUCUCGCCCCCGAUGUCGCGGAAGUACGAACGCGUGUCCGCUGCCACCGAGGCCUUGAACGAGAAGUUCACGUACUGGAUGACGUUCACGGCGAUCCUGAUCCUGGAGUCGCUCUGCCGACCGGUCCUGCGGCUCUUACCGCUGUACCAAAUGUGCAGGACGUGGUUUUUCAUCUGGUGUUUCGCGCCCAUCCGGGACAACGGCUCGGCGUACAUAUAUGAUGCAAUCAUAAGGCCGCAGUUCGAGCACAGUGUCGAUUCGGACUGA